AUGGCAAAGGCUUCGCUCGAUGCGCUCGCACAAGCUAAACACACCGCGGUUGGGUUUGCUGAAGAUCACCCAGUCUAUGCGACAUUGAUUGCAUUGGGGAUCCUGGCUAUUUUAAUGCCAUGGGCGCUUGAGAUUCUGGGGUUUGGUGACCUGGGACCUAUCGAGGGAUCGUUCGCGGCUCUUUGGCAGAGCAGGUAUGCGGGUUAUGUGCCCAAAAAGUCUUUGUUCGGCUAUUUUCAAAGGCUGGGACUGAAGUGGCACUGGAUUCGUUACACAAAGACACCACGACGAUCAUACCGCGAGCCGACAGUCAAAGGCUCAAUGGUCAUAAUUGAGGAUGAUGUCAAGCCACAGCCGUUUUCAUGUUCAGCUGCAGAAAAAUUAAUGCUUCUGGAUAAUUACGCUUAA
Messenger RNA from Talaromyces stipitatus ATCC 10500, 408 nucleotides. RefSeq lists its product as uncharacterized. The record is from RefSeq and is a predicted model, not a curated record. The coding region runs from base 1 to 408 and encodes 135 amino acids. The transcript is spliced from 2 exons. NCBI's taxonomy places the organism in Eukaryota, Fungi, Ascomycota, Eurotiomycetes, Eurotiales, Trichocomaceae.